UCUCUGACAUUGCGUCGGGAGCAGCUGACACUGGAACUCGAACAUAAACAUUGUUCACUAAUCACGACCUCCAACUUUUGUAACAUGCUCCCCUCGUUUUGAAUACCCCAUUCCGCACCCGUGGUCUAAUCAUGGCCGCUUUCAAUCACCUACUCCACAAUCCGACAGUUCGACGUUUGGGACGCCUCAACCCACCCCAUCUAAUCCUAAGUGUGGCCACGUGUCGAUUCGCCUCCCAGCCCACUCAGCCUGAGCCCAGUGGAGCCCUGCUGGAAACCAAGAAACCCGUUAAUUUAGCAGUCAAAUAUUACCUGAAGAAAAAACGAGAGCAUGACGCGUUUCUGGCCUUGGAGAACGCGGAAUUCCGUUUGGGACAGAAGCAUUUGGCCAACAUGAUGGGCGCGGACUUCGAAAGCAUGACGCAGACUGAUAUUGACAAGGCCAUUGAGUAUCUCUUUCCCAGUGGAUUGUACGAAGAAUCGGCCCGCGCUGCAAUGAAACCUCCGGCAGAGGUCUAUCCGAAGCAGAAGGAGGCCGAAUUUGAUGGCGAGGGGCGUCCUUUACAUCCAUUUUAUUUCACCACCAAGCCAAACUAUUCGCAAGCUUUAUUUGACGUGGUGGAGGUGCUGGAGAAGUUGAUGCUCUUGAACGAUCAACUCCAAAGCCAAGGGAUCUAUCCGGAUCGAGAGCUUCUGUUGAACGAUGUGGCAUUGAGUGGCACGCGAUGGAUGGCCAAAGACGAGUUCGAAAAGUCAUUUUUGGAGAGUUUGUCCACCGACCAGUAUGAUGAGCUCAUCUCCGCCUUGGAUCGGAUCACCUUCCAGCACUUCUCCUACAAAGUCAAGGAUUUCAUCUUCAAAUAUCGCGUGUCCAGCGGCCUCAUUCAAAGCAAGGUGGAGAUCUUGCCGGUCUUGACGGACGAGAAAGGCCGAUCCUAUGUUGAAGCCCAAGGUCAGAAAAAGUCCGCUUGUGCCAAGGUUCGCGUUACUAAGCCUGGCACUGGCAAGUUCACCCUCAUGAAUAUUGAUUUCCCCGAGGAGGUCCAGGGUAUCACUUACUUCUUUGGCAUGAAAGAACGUUUGGCCAUCAUGUUCCCUCUGCAGUUCACUAAGCUCUUGGGACAGGUUGACGUUGAAGCCGUGGUCAAUUUCGGUGGAUCGGCCAGCCAAGCCUCGGCUAUCCGUUACGCCACCGCCAUGUGUCUCAGAAGCUUCGUCGACGAAGGCAUGGUGGCCAGAAUGGCCGUGGCCGGCCUUCUCACCCAAGAUGUGCGCGUACGAGAACGAAAGAAACCCGGCCAGGAAGGCGCGAGGAGAAAGUACUCGUGGAAUAAGCGAUAGCGGGAUGAUGAUUAUAGGAUUAUACUACAUGGUUGUUGUAAUAAAUAUCAAACGAUGUCAA
Tigriopus californicus is the source of this 1401-nucleotide messenger RNA. It is a transcript of the gene mRpS9, whose product is annotated as small ribosomal subunit protein uS9m-like. The transcript is spliced from 4 exons. The record is from RefSeq and is a predicted model, not a curated record. Gene Ontology annotation, molecular function: RNA binding; structural constituent of ribosome. Gene Ontology annotation, cellular component: ribosome; mitochondrial small ribosomal subunit. Gene Ontology annotation, biological process: translation. Bases 132 to 1340 code for a protein of 402 amino acids. Lineage: Eukaryota; Metazoa; Arthropoda; Copepoda; Harpacticoida; Harpacticidae.